GUAUAAAUAUAGUAACACUCUGAAAAGGAAACAGCCUUUACGCUGUUGCUUGUUGUUUGACUAUGAGUGUGAAGUGGGCACUGGAAGCUCUUCUCCUGGCAUCUGUCGCCACCUAUGCCGUCGAAGCUCAAGGCGCUACCUGCGCAAAUACAAGGUGCCAAAGCGGCUAUCAAUGCGUAUUGGUAGAGCCACAAAACUGUGUUGGUUGCCCUAACGUUCCUCGAUGCGUCCAACAACAGUGCAAUACCGGCUGUUACCUACCUUGCGGAUUCUAUCAAAGAUGUGUCCUAGUG
This is a messenger RNA of Cylicocyclus nassatus, 293 nucleotides long. The record is from the annotation of a GenBank genome assembly. Lineage: Eukaryota; Metazoa; Nematoda; Chromadorea; Rhabditida; Strongylidae.